Molecule: messenger RNA, 237 nt
Organism: Linnemannia hyalina
Lineage: Eukaryota; Fungi; Mortierellomycota; Mortierellomycetes; Mortierellales; Mortierellaceae
Source: the annotation of a GenBank genome assembly
AUGCAUUCAAAGCUCGACCUCCACAAGCACGUCUCCUGCGAGGACAUCAUUCUUCAACUCGACCAGUGCCAUAACCAGGGUAUCCUCCACCGGUACCUGGGCGGUUGCAACAAGCUCAAGAACGCCAUGAACGACUGCCUUCAGGCUGAGUUCGAUGUGAACCGCAAGAAGCACUUUGAGAACGCCAAAGAGAAGAGAAAGAAGCUGGAGAAGGCAUGGGAGGGCAUGGACGAGUAA